Molecule: messenger RNA, 735 nt
Organism: Ectocarpus sp. CCAP 1310/34
Lineage: Eukaryota; Phaeophyceae; Ectocarpales; Ectocarpaceae
Source: the annotation of a GenBank genome assembly
CCGCCCGCGGCGACCGCGUCAUGGUCAUCACCGACGUCAUCGCCGAGCAACCUGGUGCGCCUGCAAGCUGCAUCGUGAAGUGCUGCGAUAACCGAUGCCGCAAUAUGCAAACGGAACCCGAGCACGCGCCAAACGCCGAGCAGGUUGCAGCGGGCCAAUCAAAGCACAUGCCUAUUCUCGUCAUCACGUACAUCAUGUGUCGUGUAGGACCGAUCGUCCACGGCCUUUGCCAGACGGCGGCGCCGAACAAGGGGAGUUAUACCCCGGGUUGGCGAGCCUGAUGAGCAUGACAUGCGGAAGGUAGACAUCCCGGCACUUGCGCCUGUGGGAAAUUACUUUCUUGGCGCCGAUCAGGUUCCGGAGCCUUUACCGCAGGAGAAGUGCACCCAGAGCAAUGUGUACGAUCUCCUGCGCGAUGCGCAACCUUCUCCUCCGGUUCAACGGUUGGACUUCGGUCAGCUUCUCAGCGUUUCAGCAUGGCAGGAUAGAGAAGAAGGGACCACCGGACCACCGCCGUGGCCUUCGUGCUGCUUGCUCGGGCCCGUUUGCGGCACCUGCGCCGCCAAAGCCACCACUCCAUGGACCUCUGAGGUAGUGGCUGCUCUAAACAUGCGCCUCACCAAGCUCGUGGCUUUCAUCAGCGAAGGAAGACAAGGAUGUCCCACCAGCAGUACUUGUCUAGGAAGAGCAGGUGGCCCCGGGCUCGGUGCUGCCGACGUUAUGGGUUCAGAGCGU